UUUAUUCUCUUAUAUUUCAGCACCAAACUUGGCAAUGCCGUUUGGAUGCGUUACCCUGGGCGAUAAGAAGGAUUAUAACCAGCCAUCUGAGGUGACUGACAGAUAUGACCUAGGGCAGGUCAUCAAAACAGAGGAGUUCUGUGAGAUAUUCCGUGCCAAGGAGAAAUCAACAGGGAAGCUCUAUACAUGCAAGAAGUUUCUGAAAAGAGAUGGGCGCAAAGUGCGGAAGGCAGCAAAGAAUGAGAUCAUCAUCCUGAAAAUGGUGAAACACCCCAAUAUUCUGCAGUUGGUGGAUGUGUAUGUUACCCGGAAAGAGUACUUCCUCUUCUUGGAGCUGGCUACUGGCCGAGAGGUAUUUGAUUGGAUCUUGGACCAGGGUUACUACUCUGAGCGUGACACCAGUAAUGUCAUCAGGCAGGUGCUGGAGGCUGUGGCAUACCUGCAUUCACUCAAGAUUGUACAUAGGAACCUCAAGCUAGAGAAUCUAGUGUAUUACAACCGCCUGAAGAACUCAAAGAUUGUGAUCAGCGACUUUCACCUGGCCAAGCUGGAGAAUGGGCUCAUCAAGGAACCCUGUGGGACCCCUGAGUAUCUAGCUCCUGAGGUGGUCGGGCGCCAGCGGUAUGGACGGCCUGUGGACUGCUGGGCUAUUGGUGUGAUCAUGUAUAUUCUGUUGUCAGGAAACCCACCAUUCUAUGAGGAAAUGGAUGAGGAUGAUUAUGAAAACCAUGAUAAGAACCUGUUCCGUAAGAUCCUGGCAGGCGACUAUGAGUUUGAUCCUCCCUACUGGGAUGACAUCUCUCAGGCAGCCAAGGACUUGGUGGCCCGUCUAAUGGAGGUAGACCAAGACCAGAGGAUUACAGCAGAGGAGGCUAUUUCUCAUGAAUGGAUUUCUGGCAAUGCAGCUUCGGACAAGAACAUAAAGGACGGAGUAUGUGCUCAGAUUGAGAAAAACUUUGCCAGGGCAAAAUGGAAGAAAGCCGUUCGAGUGACCACAAUGAUGAAGAGACUCCGAGCGCCGGAGCACACGGAUGCAGUGAAACCAGCAACUCCUGCCGCUGCCACGACAGACAGUGCUUCCCCAACAGAGACCACCAGCGCCCCACAGGCAAAAGCGGAGGCAGACAGCACGGCUUCAGCCACAACAGCCGAAGCAGCCCCAGCGACAACAACGGCAGCGCCAGCUGCUGCUGCUGCUGCAGGAGCAGCAGUGAGCCCAGAAGAAACAACGUCAACAGCUCCAGCAACUACGGCAGAAGCUCCGGCGACAACACCGGCAGCCCCCACUACGUGUAACGGGGGAGAAACUGCCGCCCCCAGUGCCACCCCAGAGUCCUGGAAUGAGGAGACUGGCUGAGUCAGAGGGGAGCAGGGCAAGGGCAAGGGCAGGGCUGUACCUCUCUUUGUUGUAUUUCUCUUUGUAAAUAGUCACUGGCAUGGUACCCCCACCCCCCCAACUGUCCUGGCUUCCCAACCAACCCCUCUGCGUGUGGCUGUCAGUUUGUCUGACUUCUAUGUGUCUCCAGCUAGGUGGCAUCAGAGUUUCUAUUUUUUAUGUGACAGAGUCCAGAGAGACCCCGUUGGGCCCAGGUAAACAACAAGUGGUUGUAGAGGCCUAGCCCAUUGCAUGAAAUUCUCUCUCUUUCUCUCUUUCUCUCUCUUCCCCGCUCCCUCUUUUCCUCCGUUGCUUUCCUUUUCUUUGUCCCAUUUCUCAAUUUGUUUUCUUACUACUCUCUCUCUCGGUCACUUGACUUGCUACUUGGUUGGGAGAAGCUGGAGCAAUCAGAUCAGACACAGUAGCCACACUUUUCAGCCGACUGGUUUGUUAUAUACCAUGGAGGUAUGGGGAAUGGGAUGCAGGUCCAGGUCAGGUUGGAGGAUAAAGAGGGCCGCACACUGUCAUGGCAGAGCUCUCAAAUUAGUCAUACCCAUUGGAGAUGCAUGUGGAAUUCAUCUGUUCAGCUGCUGGCAAGAUCUUCUGUAGCAAUUUACCUCUAUGUCCAACGUAUGGUUGUGUGUGAACAAAGCUAAUGCAAAAUCCAUGUGAGAGUGUGUGUGCAUUUGCUAGACUUUUCAAUGAACUGUCGAUACUGAACUGUCAACACAACUGGGGUGUAGCUAUCCAUAUAUUUGUGCAGAAGCAAUUUUCCCUGGGGGCAGGAGACAACCCUAGUCUGGAAAACAAGCUAACUGUGAACAAGCAGGGGCAAGGAAGAUAAAAGACAGGUGGGAAGCUGUAAUUUAUUUAUUUAUUUAUUUAUUUAUUUAUUUAUUUAUUUAUCACUUGCUGCAUUAUCCCAAGACAACAUGUUGAGACCCCUGCAUUGCAGGGGGUUGGAUUAGAUGACCCUUGGGGGUCCCUUCCUACUCCAUGAUUCUAUGAUUCUAAGCACUCAGGGCAGAUGAUGACUAUUAUUAUUAUUAUUAUUUAUUGUAGGUUAUGAGAACCUUGCAGAGAGACCUCUAAAUUAUCAACAGUAGUUCUUGGAAAACAAUGUGACAGAAGAAGCAAAUGAUCUCUAGAGCAACACUGUAGAACAGACAGGUGAAUCCUACACUGUGGCAAAAUCCUGUAGAUGGAUUCUGCAGGUGAUUUAUCUUAGUGGAAAUCUGUAGAAGCCUUGUUUAGGUAUUUACAUUCCUGCAACUUUACUGCAAGGUUCCUGCAAGGUUAAGUGAUCAGAUGAAAAGACCAUCUGCUUCUGUACCUUUAAUGGGUAGAAGAGGGGAUUUUUGCAGGUGUAACUCAUUAUGCAAAAGUGAAAAAGCUAUAUACCUAUCCAAAUUCCCUCUCUGACACUAUUUAAGGCAUUCAGCUGGGAGGGAACCAAGCAUUUAAGGUGGAAUAGACUUCAAAGCCAGUUAGGGUUGCAAGAGGGUAAAGUAGUAAGCAACUUGUAGAAUAGGAUCAGCAGAAAGUGUGUGUGCACUAACAGCUCGAUCAUGUGCUUCCUUCCCUAUCUGCAGUGGCAAGAAGCUCAUCUUUCAGUAAAAUGAAAGAAUGUUCUCCCUCACCCUGAAAUACACACUUUAUUCCAAUAGCUAGCAUUCCUGAGCCUAUGUAAUAAACAUUGCAGUCACCA
Messenger RNA from Podarcis muralis (Common wall lizard), 3083 nucleotides. RefSeq names its product CaM kinase like vesicle associated (gene CAMKV). The record is from RefSeq and is a predicted model, not a curated record. NCBI's taxonomy places the organism in Eukaryota, Metazoa, Chordata, Lepidosauria, Squamata, Lacertidae. Gene Ontology annotation, molecular function: ATP binding; protein kinase activity. Gene Ontology annotation, biological process: protein phosphorylation.